Messenger RNA from Phoenix dactylifera (date palm), 1883 nucleotides. Its product is annotated as alpha/beta-Hydrolases superfamily protein. Gene Ontology annotation, cellular component: chloroplast. The record is from RefSeq and is a predicted model, not a curated record. NCBI's taxonomy places the organism in Eukaryota, Viridiplantae, Streptophyta, Magnoliopsida, Arecales, Arecaceae. Gene Ontology annotation, molecular function: catalytic activity.
CAGCUGUCCGAUCAGACUCGAAAGUAAAAACUAUCCGUUGGCAACCCAGAAAACCAACGGUCCAAUACCAAUUCUUGGCUUCUAAUAUCCAUCACCACCUCGAGGAACAUGGCUUCCCCACUGAUCUACUCCCCCUCCUCUCGCCCUUCUCCUCUCGCCUUCCCCGUCUCCACCAAGAAGAGCUCGGCGGCUUCCCUCGACGGCCCGAAGGCGUGGGGACUCCUCUGUGGGACAAGAAGAAGAGUCGCGGUGAUUGUUAACGGCAGCAAUGAUGAGAAGAAGGGGAAGGGAGGGGAGGAUGACCGGCCCUCCUUCAACCCCUUUGGCUUUGUCACCGACAAUCCCUCAAGCCGUAGCGCGAUCCAGCUCCCAGAAUCCCCUGCCGAGGAUGGCAACGUCGGCCAGAUGCUCUAUAGGAUAGAAGACAAAGGUAAGGAGUAUGGCUCUUAUGUCAAAUCUGGAAAAUUUCGUUGGUUUGUGAGAGAAACAGGAUCCUCUGAUAAUCCGCGUGGAACAGUUGUGUUUAUUCAUGGGGCUCCUACUCAAUCAUAUAGUUAUCGAGUAGUUAUAUCUCAGAUGGCAGAUGCAGGCUACCAUUGCUUUGCUCCUGAUUGGAUAGGAUUUGGGUUUAGUGAUAAACCCCAACCAGGAUAUGGAUUUUUAUAUACAGAAGAAGAAUUCCAUGCAGCAUUUGACAGGCUUCUUGCCACGCUUGAUAUCAACUCUCCAUUUUUCUUAGUGGUUCAGGGAUUUCUUGUAGGUUCAUAUGGAUUGACUUGGGCUUUGAAGAACUCAAACAAGAUUACCAAACUGGCUGUUUUAAACAGCCCGUUGACUGUUUCUUCUCCAUUACCUGGAUUGUUUCAAAAACUAAGGUUCCCACUUUAUGGCGAAUUUACAUGUCAAAAUGCUGUUAUGGCUGAGCGUUUUAUUGAAGCAGGUAGCCCAUAUGUUUUGAAGUUAGAGAAGGCUGAUGUAUAUCGAUUGCCAUACCUAGAAAGUGGUGGACCUGGAUUUGCAUUGCUCGAAGCAGCAAGGAAAGCAAACUUUAAAGAUAUUUUAAGUCGAAUAGCAGGUGGAUUUUCAUCUACAAGUUGGGAUGAACCAAUAUUGCUUGCAUGGGGAAUAGCAGAUAAGUAUUUGCCUCUGUCUGAAGCUGAAGAGUUUCAGAAGAGAAACCCUGGUGUUGUCAAACUUAAGCCAAUAGAAGGAGCUGGUCAUAUGCCACAAGAGGACUGGCCAGAGAAGAUAGUUGAAGCUCUAAGAACAUUUUUCUGGACAAAAUAUUGAAGGGCUUAAACUCUGAUUUUGUGGCUGAUCUGGAGCUGGUCUUAUGGAUGGAUUACAGUGCAAAACAACAGAAAUUAGAUAAUUGAGCUAGCAACUUCAACUUUACGAACUAAAAAAAUUGACCACAUUUAAUGGUAAUGGUUCCAAGUUAACUUAAUGUAGUUGAAUAUAAGUUCCUUAUUUAUGGGUUGAAUUAUGUUGCAAUUUAUUUUUUGUGUUCAUUGGUACUAAUUAGAUGGAAUUACACUAUAGAUGGAUACAGAAAGUGUAUACGUUGAUAACUAUCUUCAGCACACCAACCAGUAUUUAUAGAUAGAGGAAGCAAUGUGGCCAGUUAUGUAUCGCUCGACAAAACUCUUUAUGUCCGAUGAUCAGAUAGAUAGGCCAAGUAUUAUGCUAUGUGAUGUCUUUCAAACCUCUAUAUGCAAGUAUUAUGCUAAUUCUUUGUGCUAUCGAGCUUGGCAAAAUCUUCAAAUUUCAUUGUUAUACAUUUGUGCAAGUUGAUGAUUUGGAACACACUGUCAUUGAGGAUUCUUCCAAUGAACAAUAAUAUGAUGAUGAGGUUGAAGGAUUACCAGAGUACUAGACCAAAA